Ziziphus jujuba (common jujube) is the source of this 1190-nucleotide messenger RNA. RefSeq lists its product as uncharacterized. The record is from RefSeq and is a predicted model, not a curated record. The transcript has 3 exons. Gene Ontology annotation, cellular component: nucleus. Lineage: Eukaryota; Viridiplantae; Streptophyta; Magnoliopsida; Rosales; Rhamnaceae. Bases 107 to 745 code for a protein of 212 amino acids. Gene Ontology annotation, biological process: RNA splicing.
AGGUAGGUAAAAGGAAAAGGGAAGAGGAGGAGGAGGAGAGAGAUGAGCGUGUUCGGAGGAGAUAACUGGGCAAGAGAAGCGCAGCAGAGGAAGAGAAGGGUGGAGGAUGUGGUGGCAGAUGGACUCGAUGCUUCUUCCUACAAGAAGCUCUCCAAUGGCAAGUUUGCCUGUCUUCUCUGCUCCCACUCUCCCGUCCUCGACUCUCCUCUCAUGCUCUCUGUUAGUCACCAAUCUCUCCCUCUCUCUCUCUACCUAUAUGCAUUGCAAGGGAUCACGCCACCGUGCCGCUGAGUCCAGGCUGAAAGAAAGAGAACUAGCAAGACAAAAUGAGAUGAACAAGAGAAUAGCAUUGUCAGACUCCUCUGGUGGCACUGCUAAAUCUAGGACCUGCAACCAAAAAUUUGAAUCAGGAAGUAAACCAUUAAUUGAACAGGUGUUGAGGGCUGCUUCUGGAAUAUUCACCCACAGAGAUUCUCCAGAGGAGCUCAAAAGCCGUGAUUUGGAAUCAAAUGUGAGUCAUGUUACAUGCAGGGCUUCUGAUUUGAAUGCAAAAAGCUUAUUUGCUGAUAUGGAAGUAUCCAACAAGGUGGUUGCACAGCAGCAUUUGGAUUACCAGGAACGUCGAGAAAGAGAACUUAAAUUUACUGCUGCAGGAUGGAAGCGUGAUUGUUAUGGGAAAUGGUACAAAGAUGAAAAUGUUGAGUUUGACUCUGAUGAAGAAGAUCCAAAUAUUUGUCUUGGUUGACAAUCCUGACUAUGACAAUACUGGAAGACUAUUCUACUUUAACAAUUUGGCAUCCAAACUGAGUGCUUUACUCAACAACUUCUACAGAGACUUGGCAUCCAUAUCAAACUUCACAAAGUGGCCAUAUUUACGGCAUUGAGUAAAUUUUUGAUGGGGCAUUAUUGAAACUUGCUGGAUUUUGGUGUCAUAAAUUGUGCUUUGGAGGUGUAGACUGUGUAUUGGAUGCAUAUAACUUCAACUGUGUCAGGCUGUGGCGAAUAUUAUUUGAAACUGUAAACACGAAGCCAUUUGCACCAGUUUAAGCAUUUUAGUAUCUAUUGUAAAUUGUGUUUUAAAAUGGUUUAAAAUGGUGUUGGUAUUAUCAGUAUUGCAUGGUUCUCAAACUCUCCCUGUUGUAUAGUGUUGAUUAAAGUAAAAUGAUAAUUGGCUCUUUCGGUUUUUGCAA